GCUGCUCCUGGUUCUCAUGAUUCUCACCCUUCUUAUGGUAUGUCUCUUUUAAAUCAACGUGAUGAUCUUUCAUCUGUUCGUCCAGGUGGUACAAAGGCCCCCGGCAGUACGAUGGAAAUUCAAGGUGUUAAUGGUUUGCCUGGUGCAGAUAUUAAGAAUGGGAAUCGUCCUGUUGUGACCAAUAGUGUUACUAAAGGUGAAAGCGGUGUUUUGAACAGGAACGAGAUGGAUGGAGAGCAGAAGGUGAUGGAACAAAAGCUAGGUAACACAUUAGAAGUUCAAAGGACUUUGAACGCGAGUAAACCGGGAACUGUCCUGUCUUCUUCUCCUCCUGUACAAGAUCACAGUGGCGAUCAAACGGAUGUGUUGUCUGAACAAGCAAAGAAUACGCAGAAGCAGCCAGUAUCCAGUGAGUCAGGUGAGAGGAGAACUCAGGGGCAACAAGAACAGAUAAAGGAAACCACACAAGGUACUCAACAAGAUGACCACAAUACAGAAACAAAUGCCACAGGUACAACAAGUACUGAAUCCCAUUUUACUGCUGACUCAAAACCACAUCCUACUACAGACGCAACACCUAGUGAAAUAACUCAAUCUGGUCUAUCUAUUGAUGAUUCAAACACACUAAAUAACACGAGCACAGAGCCCAACAGUACCACUGAUAAUGUGACAACGGCAGAGAAUGAAUCAACAAAUGGUGUCGAUACUGUGGGUGCAUCAGCAGAAGGGAAAACCACAGCAACCACGAUCUCUGUUACUCUCAAUACCACCAGUAAUGAGGACUCAACCUCACCUGCUACCAACACAAGUACAAUUCCUCCUGUCCCUGAAAUCAGCAAUAACACCAUAAUGCCCAAUGUGAGGGGUGAUGCAGACAGCAGCGGUAUCAGUUCUGUGUGGGUGCGUGUACCACUACUGAUUGUAGUUACACUGACCUGUAUUCUUGUGUGCUGA
Messenger RNA from Trypanosoma theileri, 954 nucleotides. RefSeq lists its product as uncharacterized. The annotation marks the transcript as partial. The record is from RefSeq and is a predicted model, not a curated record. The transcript has a single exon. Lineage: Eukaryota; Euglenozoa; Kinetoplastea; Trypanosomatida; Trypanosomatidae.